Molecule: messenger RNA, 870 nt
Organism: Saccostrea echinata
Lineage: Eukaryota; Metazoa; Mollusca; Bivalvia; Ostreida; Ostreidae
Product: beta-1,4-galactosyltransferase 2-like
Exons: 6
Coding region: 1-870 (289 amino acids)
Biological process (GO): carbohydrate metabolic process
Molecular function (GO): glycosyltransferase activity
Source: RefSeq, a predicted model, not a curated record
AUGUCUAGUGUGGUCAAGAAUAAUGAGGUUUUAAUCAGUGGAGCAAUGGGAGCUAUUGUUUGUAGAACUGGGAGCCAAGGUCGUGAAGAGAUAGAUACCCGAGUCUUAACGUUCUCGGAACUAGAGCGAACAUUUACGGAUCAUCGAGGGGGAAGAUAUCGGCCAUCUCAUUGUAACCCUUCAUUGAGAAUCGCCAUCAUCAUUCCCUAUAGGAACCGUGAAGCUCAUCUGAAACGUCUCCUUUUGAAUCUCCUUCCUAAGCUUAAAAGGCAGCUUAUAGAUUUUACAAUCUACGUUAUAGAACAGAGGGAGAAUGAAGCGUUCAAUCGAGGAAUGAUGCGUAAUAUAGGAUAUGUAGAGGCGAAGAAGAGGUUUCGUUAUGACUGCUAUAUCUUCAAUGACGCUGAUACCAUUAUUGAGGAUGACAGGAACCUCUUCAUGUGUGGUCAAGAUUUUGUUCAUCAUUUAGUUUCUGGUGUGCGGCGGUAUAAUUACAGCCUACCAUAUAGAGGACUGCUUGGAGGAGUAAUAGCUAUAACUGACAAACAGAUGAUGACACUAAAUGGUUACUCCAACAUGUUCUUCGUUUGGGGAGGAGAAGAUGACAAUCUGUUUGACAGAUUUAUAGAGAGUAAAAUAUGGUUUGAUAGAACAGAGUAUCAAGACGGACUUGUCACAACUUUAGCACACAAGAAAGACAAGAAGUUUGUGUCUCGAUUCAGAACCCUAAUGAAAACGAAACACUCCAAGAACUUUGACGGCGUUUCCAGUCUGCGAUAUGAAGUAAUUUUCGUCAAAUACAAACCUCUCUUCGUCUGGAUCGUCGUCAGUGUAAAUCAAACGCUUAUCGACGAGGUAAUUAUAAACUAA